Messenger RNA from Saccharomyces mikatae IFO 1815, 867 nucleotides. RefSeq names its product Cms1p (gene CMS1). Gene Ontology annotation, cellular component: 90S preribosome; nucleus. NCBI's taxonomy places the organism in Eukaryota, Fungi, Ascomycota, Saccharomycetes, Saccharomycetales, Saccharomycetaceae. The record is from RefSeq and is a predicted model, not a curated record. The transcript has a single exon. The coding region runs from base 1 to 867 and encodes 288 amino acids.
AUGUCUAACCCAGACGAUUUAAACGAUGGACUUGCUUAUGAUUUUGAUUCUGAACAGGAAGCAGUUCUUGACGCUCAGAUUGGCAGUUCUUCAAGCCAAACGUCACAAAAGAGACCUCUAGAAGAUGACGUUGAUGAAACAGAUGGAAAAAAAGCAGAGAGGAGUUCAGAAGAUGAAUCGAAAAGACUAAUGUCCAAAAGACAGAAGAAGUUGCAGAAAAAAUCAAAGCUCAUUGAAAAAAAGAAAGAGGAAAGUCAAUAUACUGUCUCACAACGAAAAGCGAUUCCUACAAGUUCGCCCGAGAAAGUUGUUGAUUACCUGACGACUUUGAUACGAGAAAAGAAUCCUGACUUGAGUGUUUUAGAAUUGGAGGAAUUAUAUUUCAAAAAGAAUGAUUUUCUCUCGACAGAAAAGUUUGACGUUGAACGUAAAUUAACUAAUUUUCCAGCCUUUAUUCAAAAGUUCUCUGUAGCACCAAAGAAAAUUGUAUUUUCCAUGUCUAAUAUUAGAGUAGCAGAUGUUUAUCGUAGUCUAAAUGGUGGCAAGAAUUGCGUAAAAUUGUUCUCUAAAAAUAAACUAAAGGAUGACAUACUCACUCUGGAUCGUUUACUUGGUGACGGGUCGAGAAAAUCGAAAAAUAGCAAAGAUUCUCUUUAUUUUAUUGCCACGCCAACAAGAAUGCAAAAGUUAAUAGAGGAAACCGACUUAUUAUUUCAGGGUAAGGAAAAGCUAGAUAUUAUUCUUGACGCAAGUUAUUUGGAUCCUAAGGAUAAUACUAUAUUAUCAUUCGAGAAUGCAAUCGUUCUCUUUCAAGUCUUGAAAACCUUUCUGAAUAAAAAAAGCUCUGUGAAAGUGUUAUUAUAUUAA